CAGGCUGCAGCUGGGUCAAUUAACCUGCAGCAUCAGCUGUUUAAAAAGCCACAUGUGAGUCAGAUGACAUUAACAGGCCUGUAGGAAACAAUGGAGAAAGUUUCCGUCAUUGCUGACAUGAAGACCUUUGAGUGUUCAUCUCCAUCGGAGCUUGACAGGAGGUUCUUUGAGGAACAGAGUUUGAUGUCUGCUUUGUCUCUGGAGCAACUCUCCACAUCGAGGGUAUCAAACGAAAUGGUGGCUGAUCGAUCUGAUGCCAAGACGUCGAGCCUGGCUUUCCUCUGCGUGUCAUCAGACCCAGUUUCCUCUCCUCAGACGACUUCAAUGAAUAACUUGAACACCCAAGAAAGAGAUGGUUGUCACCUGGCCGUGCCUUUGCAGGGAAAGUCAUCCACUCCCUGCAUGCUCCUUCAAAAGCAAAAAAAGUCCACUUUCUUUGACCAGUCAUACUGUGAUCUCACAGCCUCUCAGAUGUCGUGGGAUGUGUCUUUGAUCAAAUCUGAGAGCAACAGCCCCAAACCCUUCACUGAGUCCAGUGCUCUGGAGCCGACAUGGAGUCCAAAUCCUCAGUCUAUGCAACUUUCAGUAGCUGGACUGUCUCCCUAAAUGUUUCCCUGUCACACUUUAAAUGUGGAAAAAAUUCAAAACUUUCUUUUGCACCCAUGAUGAAUCAGUGGAUGAAACCCUUGAUCAUAUAAAGCAUCCAUGCAUGGGUGGAGACUUGCACAGAAAGAAGUAUGCUGUCAACAAAAUGCUUUUAAAAGAUUUAAAUACUUAAAUAAAAGUGACUUUAUACAAUAAAAUAUUCCAUGACUAAAUACAAAAGUACUCUUACUAGAAUAUACUUAUCUAUGUUGAAAAGAUUUAUUGAAAAGACGCGAGUUGAGAAUAAAAAAAAGCUUUUCCUUUUAUUCAAUUCA
This is a messenger RNA of Solea senegalensis (Senegalese sole), 920 nucleotides long. RefSeq lists its product as uncharacterized. Lineage: Eukaryota; Metazoa; Chordata; Actinopteri; Pleuronectiformes; Soleidae. The transcript is spliced from 3 exons. Bases 91 to 606 code for a protein of 171 amino acids. The record is from RefSeq and is a predicted model, not a curated record.